CUUUGUCACCACAGAAAACAGAAAUUGAGUCCUCGUCGAAGGUGAACACUAGUAUUAAAUCUUGACUACUGCCAGCGGCAGCCAAAAGCUUGGAGAAAGAAGAAACAAGCGAAAAUGGGGUUUCUAUUGAUGACUGUGGAGUAUUUGGCUGCCUUAAUCUUGAUCGUUGUUUUUGGAUUAGUUUCUAUAAUCAUUUUUGAAGCUUACAGAAGACGUCACAACAACGCUCAUGUUGAAGCCCCGGCGAUCUUUGAGGAUCCGAAAUCAUUGAAACAGGUCCCUUGUCCUAACAUUUUUGAUCCAGCGGAGAAAUAUUUGUCGUUGAUAUUUCCUGCUUUCAAUGAAGAGCACAGGCUUCCUGGAGCACUUGAUGAAACCAUGAAUUAUCUUCAACAACGGGUAGCAAAGGAUAAGUCAUUUUCUUAUGAGGUGUUGAUCAUUGAUGAUGGAAGUAAGGAUGGAACAAAGAGAGUAGCUUUUGACUUUGUAAAGAAGUAUGGUGUGGAUAAUGUAAGGGUUAUCCUUCUUGGUAAAAACCAUGGCAAAGGAGAAGCUAUAAGAAAAGGAAUGCUUCAUUCACGUGGUGAAUUACUUCUAAUGCUAGAUGCAGAUGGGGCUACCAAGGUUACUGACCUGGAAAAACUUGAAAAUCAGAUCCAUGUGGUUGCCAGAAAAGAUACUCAUCGUGAGGAUUCAGCAGCCAGUGACACAAGUUUUAGAAUAUCUGAUGUUCCAAUAGUUGCAUUUGGUUCGCGGGCUCAUCUUGAGGAGAAAGCUCUUGCUACAAGGAAGUGGUACCGCAAUUUUUUGAUGAAGGGUUUCCAUCUUGUGGUUCUCUUGACUGCUGGUCCCGGAAUUCGUGAUACACAGUGCGGUUUUAAGAUGUUUACAAGAUCUGCAGCAAGGAAGCUUUUUGCUAACAUCCGUUUGAAAAGGUGGUGUUUUGAUGUUGAACUAGUUUUCCUUUGCAAAUGGUUCAGCAUCCCAAUGCUCGAGAUAUCCGUAAACUGGUCUGAAAUUCCUGGAUCGAAGGUAAAUCCAUUGAGCAUACCCAACAUGCUUUGGGAGCUUGCCCUCAUGUCUGUAGGAUACAGAACUCGAAUGUGGAAAAUUAAUUCUUGAUGUCAUGAUCUGCCCGGCUCUCAGCUCCAUUGAGUGAUGACAAACAAAGAGAAGCAGCUAUGCAGAUGAUUUAAUAACCUUAGGUUUAAUAGACUCUUUAGGAAAAAACUUUUGACAGUUAGAUGAAAAUCAGUUUUUCGGAGCUUUUUCCUUGUGCAAGGAACGGCCAGAACAUGCAGUUAUUCAGUUGUAAUCACAUUUUGACAAUCAAAUUACGAAUUUAUUUCCUGGAUAA
Messenger RNA from Theobroma umbraticum, 1357 nucleotides. RefSeq names its product Nucleotide-diphospho-sugar transferases superfamily protein. Gene Ontology annotation, cellular component: endoplasmic reticulum membrane. The record is from RefSeq and is a predicted model, not a curated record. Gene Ontology annotation, biological process: protein N-linked glycosylation. Lineage: Eukaryota; Viridiplantae; Streptophyta; Magnoliopsida; Malvales; Malvaceae.